Messenger RNA from Stegodyphus dumicola, 486 nucleotides. RefSeq names its product prostatic spermine-binding protein-like. Lineage: Eukaryota; Metazoa; Arthropoda; Arachnida; Araneae; Eresidae. The record is from RefSeq and is a predicted model, not a curated record.
AUGAGGACAUUUGGAUUUGGAGAUGUCGAUGACAAAGAUGAUGCUAAUACCAAUCAUAGAGCUCAUGAUGAUGACGAUCAUGUUGAUGAAGAUGAUGAUGACGCAGACGACGACAUGGAUCAAGAUCAUGAUAUUGAUGAUGACGACUAUCAUAACGCUAAUGGUGCUGAUGAUGAUGAUAGCACUCCUGAACUUAAUGAAGAUGGUGAUAAUGCUGUUAAUCAAGAUGACGUUGCUGUUGUUGAUGAAGAUCAUGUCAAUGAAGAUGUUGAUGACAACGAAGAUGAUGAUGAUGACAGUAAUGAAGCUAAUGAUGAUGAUGAUGUCGAUAAUGAACUAAACGUGCAGAAUACUGAAGAAACUGUGAAAAAUAAACUGAAUCAGUUUGAACAAGCAUGUGCUGAUCAAGCAACGAGAAAACACCUGCUAAAACUGCAGAAACUCCCAAAGAACAAAAAGCCUGGAAGUAUAACGAAGAAAAUUUAA